AUGCCUAAAGAGAGGAAACAACGCUCUGUAUCUCAUGAGAGGUUUAAAGGAUCUUCACUCUAUUGUGAGUCAAGUCGUGCUUUGAAGAAGCCAAGUGAGAAAGAAGUUAAGGAAUGGGAAGAAGCUCGAUGUCCUGUCUGUAUGGAACAUCCACACAAUGGAAUCCUUCUCAUUUGUUCUUCCUUUGAUAAUGGAUGCAGGCCUUACAUGUGUGACACUAGUCACCGGCAUUCAAACUGUUUCGAUCAGUACUGUAAAGCUUCUAAGCAGACGCCAACAACUGAGACAGAAGGUGUAGAAGUAGCUUCAGAGUCAAGAGAUGAGGCUGUGUCUGAGGUAACAGUUGUGAAUGCGAGAGAGGGUGAGAGAGGAGAAGAAGAAGAAGAAGAAGAAGAAGGGAAACCGAAGCUUAUUUGUCCGUUAUGCCGUGGGAAUAUAAAAGAAUGGGUAGUUGUUGAAGAUGCUCGUUGUUUCAUGAACGCGAAGCAUAGAAGCUGUUCUUCAGAGACUUGUGAGUUCAGUGGAACGUACUCUGAUCUGAGAAAGCACGCGAGGCUUCUACAUCCAGGAGUGAGGCCAUCAGAAGCAGAUCCCGAGAGGCAGAGAAGCUGGAGGAGGUUAGAGAGGCAGAGAGACUUGGGGGAUUUGCUUAGCACACUGCAGUCUUCCUUUGGAGGAGGAGGAGGAGGAGAAGAAAGAAGCAGCAGCAGCAACGACGAUGAAAUCAUGUCGUUUGAUGAUGGUGGUUGGCUUACUGUGUUUUUCCUAAUCCGUGUGUUUAGGCCAGAGUCGAGUGGUGGCUCAAGGAGUAGUAGUAGCUGGUCAGGUACGUCUAGGGCUAGGUCACAGAUAGGUGUGAGGAGAAGAUCUUCAAGGCUUUGGGGAGAGAGCUAUGAAGGUGAGACAGGAACAUCAUCUAGAGGUAGGGAGAAUAAUAAUCGGUCUUCUGAUGAACAAGAGGAGUCUGGAACUCAAAGACGGCGUGUCAGAAGGAGAUAUUACAUUGAUGAUGAUGAUGAGGAGGAGACGUAAUUGCUCUGGGAGUAUACAAUUUGGUUUUUUAAACUUCAUGAAAAAAAAAAUAUGGGGGAAGCUUUGUAUUAAUAACCCCCCAUGUUGUGAGACCUAUUAUGUAAAAUUUCGUUGGAGAUUGAAAAAAAAGUUUCUAUUGAGAAACAAAAUGUUAACAAUAAUUUUUACCGUUUUACAAAAUCUUUGUCAUAGCACAGUUA
Eruca vesicaria subsp. sativa (arugula) is the source of this 1232-nucleotide messenger RNA. The record is from the annotation of a GenBank genome assembly. NCBI's taxonomy places the organism in Eukaryota, Viridiplantae, Streptophyta, Magnoliopsida, Brassicales, Brassicaceae.